AUGGCGCUUUUUACAUUCCGGCUUUUGCCCCUUGUAUGUACCGCAAGCAUUGCAAUAUAUGUGCUAUCACGGUUUAUGCACUUUGAAACAAAAAGCACCGGUGCAUUAACAUAUUCAAUUACCUUUAUCAUUUAUUUGCUGUACUGGCUAUACAUCUACCCCUACCAUUUGUCUCCCCUCCGGCAUGUGCCUACAGUACCAGGAUGUCCACUGUGGGGUCAUGUUUUCGAGAUCUUCAAUGCUGAAAUUGGCGCAGUCCAACAGAAGUGGCAUAAGACACAUGGCCCUAUUGUCCGAUACUUUUACCCCUUUGGAAAGGAGAUCCUGUCGGUCGUGGAUAACUCUGCGCUCAAGCAUAUCCUGGUCGAAGCUUCAUACAACUAUGAAAAAACUGCCAGCAAUCGGAAAUUUUUGUCUCGGCUAUUUGGUGAAGGUAUUUUGACUGCAGGGGGAAAGGUACACGCCCAACAGCGAAAAGCUCUCAACCCUGCUUUCUCUAUAAGCGCAAUUAAAGCACUUGCUCCCGCCUUCUGGGACUACUCUUGCUCGAUGUCCAGUUACUGGGAGCAGGAUAUCAAGGAGAGUAGCGAUGACAGUGUAUCCCUGGAUAUUUCGGACUGGGCAUCGCGAGCUACCCUCGAUAUUAUUGUCGCCGUUGGCUUUGGGGCCAAGAUCGACACACUUCACAAUUCAACUGCGCCUUUGAUAGAGGCCUUUCGCACGGUUUUCCGAUUCGAUGCUGUCGCAAAACUCCUAGCUGUGCUCCAUAUACUGUUCCCGAUUGUUCGGUACCUUCCUAUAAAAGAGAAUCGUGAGGUCGAUGCAGCUAAGCGCACCCUUUUCGAGUUUGCAUCAGGCCUGAUCCAGGAGAAAGAGGCUAAUAUAAAUUCGACUGGUAAUAACAUAUUGUCACAACUUGUUCGUGGUGACCGGAAGCCUCAAGCCGCGGGUGAGGACAUCUUCUCUCGGGUAAUUUGCGAUCAAAUUGCCACUUUUCUUGGAGUAGGCCAAGAUACAAGCGCCACCUGGUUAUCAUGGACUCUCCAUCUUCUCAGCAAGCACCAACACAUGCAGGUCAAGCUGCGGGAGGAGAUACGUUCUCACUUCCCCUUUCUAUUCAGAGGCGCCACGCACGAGAAGAUUGAUUUCACUGAAGUCGAUGUAGAUCGCCUACCUUAUCUGAAUAAUGUCUGUCGGGAGUCCUUACGAUUUAUUCCUCCUAUACCCUUUGUGUCACGCGAGGCUGCAAGAGAUGAAAGGCUUGGCGAGUAUUUCAUCCCCAAGGGCACCGUUAUCCACAUCCCAAUCAAUACGAUCCACCGGAUGCCCGAAUAUUGGGGUCCUAACUCCAAUGCCUUUGACCCAGACAGAUGGAACUGUCUCCCGGCCUCUUACACGAAUAACGCCUUCUUACCAUUCACUCAAGGCCCUCGUGGCUGCAUAGGCCGCAAAUUUGCCGACACAGAGGUGAAGACAAUACUAUGUUGCCUCUUGAGCAAAUUCCAGUUCUCUCCUGACCCCGCCGUCCAAGACCCAGAAGAACUGAAAAGAUAUCGGAUCGUCCAAAAGUCACAAUACGGAAUCCGACUUAAGGUCAGUAAACUUGAUGGAUAG
Molecule: messenger RNA, 1614 nt
Organism: Aspergillus oryzae RIB40
Lineage: Eukaryota; Fungi; Ascomycota; Eurotiomycetes; Eurotiales; Aspergillaceae
Product: cytochrome P450
Exons: 1
Coding region: 1-1614 (537 amino acids)
Molecular function (GO): iron ion binding; monooxygenase activity; oxidoreductase activity, acting on paired donors, with incorporation or reduction of molecular oxygen
Source: RefSeq, a predicted model, not a curated record